GUAGAGAAAGAAUGGGUUACCAGGAGAGACGUCACAAUAGUCCAGUAAUCCAUAUGAUAGACAAAGCCGGUCAUUGGUAUUCAGUACUAAUGUCUUUACGAUCAUGUCGUCUUUCAUUUGGGCAGGCAAAUUUUCCAAAAGUUCAUCGAACGUCACUCAGUUUGUUUACCUAACGAAGAUUAGCUUGUCUAUGGAUUUAUACAAGACAGCAGCGAAUAGUUAAUGAAAGAGGACUGUUUUUUAAUGAAAGCCGAUAGACAAUUGAGUCGCGCUAGUGACAUCAGUCGGGCUUKCAGCUUUGUGCUGAUGAUUAUGGAGGAUUUCGAUACGGAUUCCUUGUCGUCAGGUAAAAAAGUACGCUUUAAUUCGAACGAUGAAAUAUUUGUUAUUCCAAACAAGUGGGAUAGGUUAAGCAGGAAAACAGUUGCUGGCAAAGAAAAACUCCAGAGAGAAUCACGCACAACUAGCAAACCAAAAGCAGUGGAUGCUGAACGGCGAGGCAAAAGUAAACAAAGAAGCAAAAAAGUCAAGAGAAGUACAAAAAGCAUUUACACUAAAACUAGUACAACAAAAACGCUUGCUUCACCUUCAAGUCAGGUAAUGGAGCUUGARAGUUCUGUACUAUCAACUGAGAUAUCAAAAACUACAAGGGAAAGGUCUAAAAUUUCUAGUCUUGAGAAGGACUCAAAGAAAACUGAAACACCGGAAGUCAAACUCAAGCUAUCUCAUCGAAAUAACAAAGAAUUAUCUCAAGAUGACAUAGUAUUACCCAGGAUUAAUUAUAAUUCAAAUUUAAGAAAAAGCAUCGAGAAUGCUGUUGUUAGGAAUCGUCCAUCCUUUGAAACAGGAUUAGCAAGACUACACGAACAAAGUCGCGACAAUUUGGGCUUUUCGUCUCUCAGAACUCGAUCAUAUUCUGAUACUAAUUCUUCUACWAAYUCCUCGAUCCUAAGUGAAGAUCAAGACAAUAUAACAUACCAAGAAGAAUGUUUGUUUGUUUUGCCUGAAAGCGAAACGGCAAAGUUUAGUGAACUUUCACGGUAUGUGGAAGGUUGGUCGCCAUUUUCAARCGGCCACUCGACGGAAAAUAGAUUAACAAGUAGGCAGAAAAUGCCRGGAAGUAUUCCAAAUAGYAUUUUAUACUGAAUGUUUAUUUAUAAUUUAAGAAAAUAGAUAAUAAAGAAUUUUAGCUAUUAA
Messenger RNA from Actinia tenebrosa (Australian red waratah sea anemone), 1197 nucleotides. RefSeq lists its product as uncharacterized. NCBI's taxonomy places the organism in Eukaryota, Metazoa, Cnidaria, Anthozoa, Actiniaria, Actiniidae. The record is from RefSeq and is a predicted model, not a curated record.